Molecule: messenger RNA, 931 nt
Organism: Ylistrum balloti
Lineage: Eukaryota; Metazoa; Mollusca; Bivalvia; Pectinida; Pectinidae
Product: angiomotin-like
Exons: 2
Source: RefSeq, a predicted model, not a curated record
AUGAGUAUAAGUGCUAUGAGUAUAUGUGCUAUGAGUAUAAGUGCUGAAAGUAUAAGUGCUAUGAGUAUAAGUGCUAUGAGUAUAAGUGCUAUGAGUAUAAGUGCUGAAAGUGUAAGUGCUAUGAGUAUAAGUGCUGAAAGUAUAAGUGCUAUGAGUAUAAGUGCUAUGAGUAUAUGUGCUAUGAGUAUAAGUGCUGAAAGUAUAAGUGCUAUGAGUAUAAGUGCUAUGAGUAUAAGUGCUAUGAGUAUAAGUGCUGAAAGUGUAAGUGCUAUGAGUAUAUGUGCUAUGAGUAUAAGUGCUAUGAGUAUAAGUGCUAUGAGUAUAAGUGCUAUAAGUAUAUGUGCUAUGAGUAUAAGUGCUAUGAGUAUAAGUGCUAUGAGUAUAAGUGCUGAAAGUGUAAGUGCUAUAAGUAUAUGUGCUAUGAGUAUAAGUGCUAUGAGUAUAAGUGCUAUGAGUAUAAGUGCUAUAAGUAUAUGUGCUAUGAGUAUAAGUGCUAUGAGUAUAAGUGCUAUGAGUAUAAGUGCUAUAAGUAUAUGUGCUAUGAGUAUAAGUGCUAUGAGUAUAAGUGCUAUGAGUAUAAGUGCUAUAAGUAUAUGUGCUAUGAGUAUAAGUGCUAUAAGUAUAUGUGCUAUGAGUAUAAGUGCUAUAAGUAUAUGUGCUAUGAGUAUAAGUGCUAUGAGUAUAAGUGCUAUAAGUAUAAGUGCUAUGAGUAUAAGUGCUAUAAGUAUAUGUGCUAUGAGUAUAAGUGCUGAAAGUGUAAGUGCUAUAAGUGCAAGUGUUAGAAGUCCCCAGGUUCAGCCAGUACCAGUUCCUGUAGCUACACCCACCGCUCAGUCGGUACCAGCACCGACCCAGCAUGUGACACCCGCACCACCCAUGGUGCAGACAGCUAUGUUUGAACAGGAGAGCAGCAGUGCUAUGGUCAGUGCAG